AACAUGGGUGAUUAACCUUUCUGAAAAGGAAAAAAAUACACAACACUCUUCACUUGCGGAAUAUGAGCGUUUAUCCUCGGUAGCUUUUCAGUGUUGAAAUUGAGCAUGCGCGUAGCGAGAGGGUUGGUCCUCUGAAGUUUGAACAGAACAGAAACUGCUGGUUCGGGGACUGUCAGUUGCUCACUUUUUUGAGGGAAUAGGCCUAGUUUGUGGCUCAUCAUGUCAAUAGUAACAGUGCAACUUGGUCAGUGUGGCAAUCAGAUUGGUUUUGAAGUGUUUGAUGCCUUAUUUAGCGACUUAAACUGUUCCCAGGUACUCUGCUCUAGGAAAGAUACUGAGGCAUAUCAAGCAUCUUGCAAAGAAAGAUUCUUCAGUGAGGAAGAAAAUGGAGUUCCAGUUGCCCGGGCUGUACUUGUUGACAUGGAACCUAAGGUUAUCAAUCAAACACUGUCAAAGGCUGCUCAGUCUGGCCGAUGGAAAUAUGGUCAGCAUGCAUGCUUCUGUCAAAAACAAGGUUCUGGAAACAACUGGGCAUAUGGUUACUCUGUUCAUGGACCCAGGCAUGAAGAAUCUAUAAUGAACAUAAUCCAGAAGGAAGUAGAGAAAUGUGACUCUUUGAGUGGUUUUUUCAUCAUAAUGAGUAUGGCUGGGGGCACAGGAUCAGGGCUAGGAGCCUUCAUUACACAGAAUUUGCAAGAUCAGUACUCAAACUCUUUGAAAAUGAAUCAGAUUAUAUGGCCUUAUGGAACUGGUGAGGUUAUCGUUCAGAACUACAACUCCAUUUUGACUCUUUCUCACUUGUACCGAUCUUCAGAUGCUCUGCUUAUUCAUGAGAAUGAUGCUGUUCAUAAGAUCUGUGCAAAAUUGAUGAAUAUCAAGCAGAUAUCUUUCAAAGAUAUAAAUCAAGUCCUUGCCCAUCAGCUGGGAAGUGUGUUCCAGCCUACUUAUUCUGCAGAAGGCUCAUUUCACUACAGAAGAAACCCACUAGGAGACUUAAUGGAGAAUCUCGUUCCCCAUCCUGAAUUCAAGAUGCUGGGUGUUCGUAACAUUCCUCAGAUGUCUGCGAAUUCCCUGGCAUACAGCACGUUUACUUGGGCUGGUCUCCUCAAGCAUUUGAGACAGAUGCUAAUUUCAAAUGCGAAAAUGGAAGAAGGUAAAGAGUAUUUUAAAAAUAUGUAGCCCACAAGCCUGGAAAAAUGCCUGUCCUGGAGCUCUUAGUAUGAACUGGCUUGAGCCAGUUGAAAUAAUAGUCCCUUCUUCUGGCCAGGGAGGCUCCUGUAGAAACUCACAAGCACAUCCCAGGAGGGCUUCUUACUCACAGUUUCAUUACCAAAAAACAUUUCAGAAGAGUGCCAUGUGUUUGUUUGUUUUUAAUUUUUAUUUUAUUUUAAUCAAAGUAGCAUAUGAACAUAGUUUUAAAAAAUCAGGUAGUCAAAACUUACUUACUUGUAUACUUAAACACAUACAUUGCACUGUAUGUGCAUUAUAUCUCAAUUUUCUAAAAAGCCAAUUGUCCAGUAUGGAUUUAUGACAAGGAAAACAGCAGUCCCUGUCCUACACUUCCCCAUUGCCUAGAUGAAACUA
Molecule: messenger RNA, 1584 nt
Organism: Galeopterus variegatus (Sunda flying lemur)
Lineage: Eukaryota; Metazoa; Chordata; Mammalia; Dermoptera; Cynocephalidae
Gene: TUBD1
Product: tubulin, delta 1
Exons: 6
Coding region: 220-1179 (319 amino acids)
Biological process (GO): mitotic cell cycle; microtubule cytoskeleton organization
Cellular component (GO): cytoplasm; microtubule
Molecular function (GO): structural constituent of cytoskeleton; GTP binding
Source: RefSeq, a predicted model, not a curated record